This is a messenger RNA of Schistocerca cancellata (South American locust), 414 nucleotides long. Its product is annotated as vasotab-like. The coding region runs from base 87 to 314 and encodes 75 amino acids. The record is from RefSeq and is a predicted model, not a curated record. Lineage: Eukaryota; Metazoa; Arthropoda; Insecta; Orthoptera; Acrididae. The transcript has 3 exons.
UAUAUGCGAAAAAUGUGCUUCGUAAGUUUUGAGUAGAGUUUUCUCUUGAUCCUUAAUGUUCUGGGGCGAACAACAAGCGAAAUGUGAUGAACACGUGUGCUUUUAGUUUAAAGGAAUUCGAAUUGCUGCUGGCGUGCCUGGCCAGCUGUGACAAGCAGUGCCCAUCCUUCUGCACACUGGAGUACAACCCUGUGACAGCACGCUGCAAGGGAGGUACCGUCACCAUGCAGUUCAGCAACAGAUGCAGGAUGGACGUCCACAACUGCGAGCAGGGCGACGAUUGCAAGGUGAUAUCAUCCGGUGAACAGAGCUGACGGUGAUCGCUUUGUACAAGAAGGCUACAGUCAACAUGCUGUUAAGAUUUGUGUGACGAAGAUAAUUUUGUGGUUGAAAUAAAACUGUCAAAACAAGGAA